This is a messenger RNA of Acanthopagrus latus (yellowfin seabream), 2274 nucleotides long. It is a transcript of the gene f11r.1, whose product is annotated as F11 receptor, tandem duplicate 1. Gene Ontology annotation, biological process: establishment of endothelial intestinal barrier; intestinal absorption; cell adhesion. Gene Ontology annotation, cellular component: bicellular tight junction. Bases 148 to 1044 code for a protein of 298 amino acids. Lineage: Eukaryota; Metazoa; Chordata; Actinopteri; Spariformes; Sparidae. The transcript is spliced from 10 exons. The record is from RefSeq and is a predicted model, not a curated record.
AGAGAGAGAGAGAGCCUGAAACAUCGACGCAGUGAAUUCAAGAGUUUGGAAAAUACACACGGGCUGGGAGUUUAAUUUUUCACUGUCGACGCAAAGAAGACUUUUUGUGUGUUUUUGAAUCGUUUUUGUGUGAGCGGGCUGGUCGACAUGUCUGUCAGCGGGCUGGUUUCGGUGGCUUUGUUCCUUCUGGCUGCGACAGGUGUAAGUGGCUUUACAGUCACUACCUCCCAAGCCGAUGUGCAGGUGAAAGAGAAUGAUGGCACUGACCUCACGUGUUCGUAUUCAGCUGACUUUGGUUCAAAUGCCAGAGUUGAGUGGAAGUUUAGGGACCUAAAAGGCUCACAGAUGUACGUGAUUUUCGAUGGCAAAACAACAACACCCUAUGCGGGCAGAGUGACGAUGUACAAUGGCAAUAAUCUAAGAUUUUCCAAAGUGACCCGUAAGGACAAUGGAGCAUACGACUGUGAGGUUUCUGGCAACGGACAGUUUGGGGAAGCCAAAGUGAAGCUGACUGUUCUGGUGCCUCCGUCUCCACCCGUGUGUAGGGUUCCCACCUCUGUGACGACGGGCAGUACCGUAAUCUUAUCCUGCCAUGACGGCGACGGCUCACCUCCACCUACAUACAAUUGGUACAAAGAUGGCACCCUUCUGCCUUCAGAACCUAACAAGAUUCAAGCCUUCAAGAACUACACCUACAAGCUAAAUCCAGCCACUGGUGAACUGGCAUUUGCCCCUGUGCGCAAGAUGGACUCCGGUAAGUACUACUGCGAGUCUGUCAACCCAGCUGGUCCCCCUAAGAGCUGUAAAGCCAUAACAAUGGAAGUCCGUGACGUAAACACUGGAGGAAUUGUUGCUGGAGUAAUCGUGGCUCUGCUGCUGCUGGCCCUGCUGGGACUCGGCAUUUGGUAUGCCAACAAGAAAGGAUACCUGCCCAAAAAGACUGAAAGCAAACCAAAGACGAACGUGGUCUACCAGCCUCCAUCAUUGUAUGGCGGUGAAGAUGAAGAUGGAGAUUUCAAACAGAAGUCAUCGUUUGUGGUAUAGUCUGCACCAAACAGUGAUGAGGGCAACACCUUGGUUUUAAAUGACUCGGCAUGGAUCAUUCCUGGGGGUUUAAGUGACGUCUUCUUUUUUAUUGACUCUGAAGUUGCAGUUUUUAUAGACCAGUGUGAUUGUUUGACUUGACCUGAACUGUCUACUUUCGGAUUUCUGAUGCAUUAAUGUGUGGCGUUUUUAAGUUAUAGGAAAUAAUUUACCACAGACUUGCAAUGAGCCCUGUUUUUUUCAAGGCGAGUUGUGGAUUAAUAGUGACCAUUUUUAGCCUUGGACAUUUUUCAACUUAUGGAGCAUGUGUUUCUGCGUGAUUCUGUUAUUUUUGUAAAUUUUUUUGUUUUGUUCAAAUGAUUCAUCUACAGUACACAGUACAGAUACUACCCAUACAUGUAAAAGGAAAAAAAUCAGGUUUAUUCAUGUAUUUAGUUAUUUCUCUAAGCAAUAUGAACAGAUGGAAUAGUUAUACUAACAAACAGUGCCUUGAAAAAAUGCUAGUCACAUUUUUAUUACAUUUGCUGACCCCAUGACCUUAAUUUCCUCCAGCACAACUCUCUUAUCAGUCAGUCUGUGAAUCUGUGAGCUGAAAUGUUGAUGGAGCUAGAAUAUCAUCAUUUUUUUUCCUUUUAACAAACCACAAAACUGUUGAACAACAUUCUUUGUCUAAAUAAAAUGUAUUUGUUUUCUCUGCCUUGUAAAUAACUAAAACGUUUUUACUCUGUAGUUCAGAAUGAUUUGUUAACAGCUGUUGUCUGUAAUAUUCCAUCCUUUACUGGCAUUUAUAUCAUUAACACUUAAUGUGCACGUUCUCUUAAACUUAUUUGUAGGUUAACUUGCCUUAUAUUUGCUUGAUAGUUUUGUCUGAGACAGUUCAAUAAACUUCCUGCUAAAAGCAAACAUGGCAGCUCUGAUGCUGCAGAUUUCAAGGAAUUGGACACGAACAGUAAGUGAUGACAAGUGAAACAUGCAAAAUGUUUAUCAGCAUGUUUGUGUGAAUGUGAAGCCUCAUCGUGGUGAUCACCCCAACUGUUCUGAUGUGAACGUCAUAAUAUUGGUUCUGUCGUCUACCUCUGGACAUUAAAACCCAAACAUUCAGUAAUUCUCAGGUCAUGUCUUUAACUGGUCAGAUAUCAAUACAUACCAUGACUUUUCAAAUUGCUUGACCUUUCAUAAGGCUGUAACUUUGCUUUCUAUAUAUUGAAUAAUAAAAUGCGGUUAAAUUGA